UCCCCUCAAGUGGCCCUGCAAAUGUCUCAGCUUUUGCUACCACCUCCAGCAGCGUCCUGGUCCGCUGGGGCGAAGUACCAGAGACUGACCGCAAUGGACUAAUUCUGGGCUAUAAGGUGGUAUACAAAGAGAAGGAUGCAGAGUCAGCCCUGUGUUUCUGGACGGUAGAGGGAAAUACCACUUAUAGUAUCCAGCUCACUGGUCUUGGGAAGUAUGUGCUUUAUGAGAUCCAGGUUCUAGCCUUCACCCGUAUAGGAGAUGGCAUGCCUAGUUCUCUGCCCAUCUUUGAGCGCACGCUUGAUGACGUACCUGGUCCUCCAGUCGGGAUCCUUUUCCCUGAAGUCAGGACUUCCUCAGUGAGACUGAUCUGGCAACCCCCUGCCCAGCCAAAUGGCAUUAUCCUUGCAUAUCAGAUUGCUUUCCGGAAAAACUCUUCUAGUAUUACCUCUGCCAACGUUGAUGUUCUCAACCCAAGUGCACGACAGUAUACAGCGACUGGACUGAAACCAGAGAGUGUUUAUGUAUUCCGCCUCACGGCCCAGACUCGAAAGGGAUGGGGAGAAGCAGCAGAGGCACUGGUGGUCACUACAGAGAAGAGAGCACGCCCUCAGCCCACAAGUCGUCCCGUUGUGCCUCAGGAAGAGGUCCAGGCCCGCAGUGUGCUGUUGUCAUGGGAACCAGGCAGCGAUGGUCUGUCUCCCAUCCGAUACUACACCGUCCAGUACAGAGAGCUGCCCGACAGCAAUUGGACCGUCCACUCAGCAUCGGUCAACCAUGAGGCCACUUCAUACGUCAUAGACAAGCUCAAGCCUUUCACUUCCUACCAGUUCAGAGUGAAAGCCACUAAUGAUAUUGGGGACAGCGAGUACAGCGAGGAGAGCGAGGCAAUCACCACUCUACAGGACG
Molecule: messenger RNA, 906 nt
Organism: Sinocyclocheilus rhinocerous
Lineage: Eukaryota; Metazoa; Chordata; Actinopteri; Cypriniformes; Cyprinidae
Product: protein sidekick-2-like
Exons: 6
Molecular function (GO): protein binding
Source: RefSeq, a predicted model, not a curated record